Molecule: messenger RNA, 535 nt
Organism: Ochotona princeps (American pika)
Lineage: Eukaryota; Metazoa; Chordata; Mammalia; Lagomorpha; Ochotonidae
Product: acyl-CoA-binding protein-like
Exons: 1
Coding region: 42-260 (72 amino acids)
Biological process (GO): fatty acid metabolic process
Cellular component (GO): mitochondrion
Molecular function (GO): fatty-acyl-CoA binding
Source: RefSeq, a predicted model, not a curated record
GCUUCCUCUCGGCUCCCGCAGGAGUCUGCACCGCGGCCAACAUGUCUCAGACUGAGUUUGAGAAAGCUGCUGAGGAAGUUAAGAACAUCAAGGCGAAGCCCACUGACCCAGAGAUGCUGUUCAUCUGCCACUACAAGCAGGCAACCGUGGGCGACGUGAACACAGAACGUCCCGGGAUGUUGGACCUCAAAAGCAAGGCCAAGUGGGAUGCCUGGAACGAGCUGAAAGGGACCUCCAAGGAGAGCGCCAUGAAAGCCUAGGUGGACAAGGUGGAGGAGCUGAAACAGAAGUAUGGCAUCUAAGAGGCCGCCGGGGGUGGCACCCGGCUGCACGGAUAACCAGAACCGAUAGGCCUUGCUUUGCUAACACCGCAGACAGACAGCGUGACCACACCAGGAGCCAGCCCGUCCAGCCCGUGCCCAGGGCUCUGCAGCCUGGGGCUCUUCACAGAGUCAGGGCCCAAGGGAUUCCUGCCCUUCCCAGAGUAGUUUUUAUCCGAGAGCAAUUAAAAGUUCGUUUGUUAAAAAAAAAUAAU